This is a messenger RNA of Pseudozyma hubeiensis SY62, 4059 nucleotides long. RefSeq lists its product as hypothetical. Gene Ontology annotation, biological process: regulation of DNA-templated transcription; DNA-templated transcription. Lineage: Eukaryota; Fungi; Basidiomycota; Ustilaginomycetes; Ustilaginales; Ustilaginaceae. The record is from RefSeq and is a predicted model, not a curated record. The coding region runs from base 1 to 4059 and encodes 1352 amino acids. Gene Ontology annotation, molecular function: DNA-binding transcription factor activity, RNA polymerase II-specific; DNA binding; zinc ion binding. The transcript is spliced from 3 exons.
AUGACUCAGUCGGCUUGUGGAGCAUGUGUACGAUGGAUUAAGACUCUUCGAUCUUACACGAGGCAUUUGACUGGAGUGGGCUUGGGGGGAAAGCGGGGCCGAGAAAAUUGCCGCUCGCACGUAAAUGACCGUGCCGGCGUAGUGGAAUUUGGCUUGUCGGAACAUGACGCUAGUGCGAGCUCUGAUCCCUUCGACACCUUACUCGCAUUCCUCCUUGCCAUCUGCCAUCCUCGACUCAGCCCCUCGAGCGCGAUCCGAGCUUUAAUCAUGGUCUUGGCAGUGGCCGCUCCACACAAACGUAGGCGUCUCGACUCGUCGCCAUCCGACUCGGACGACCAUGACGACGACGACCACCUCGACUCGUCGCGCUCGCCUUCUCCUGCAGCGGGCGCCCAGGCCAUCGCAAAGAUGAUCUCGUCUCAGCGACAUCCCUACCAUCAGUCAAGUAGUGGCAUGUCGCAAUCUGGUGCCAUCAACGGGCUCGCUGCAGCUAUGGAUGCACCUGCCUCGUCUUCCUCUUCUUCCGCCCCGACGUCCAAACAUCAGUGUGACGUUUGCUCAAAGACGUUUGCGCGACACGAGCACAUGCUUCGCCAUCGUGCUUCGCAUACCGACUCCGCUUCCUACGUUUGCGACGACUGUGGAAAGCGUUUCCGCAGAAGCGACGUCCUACAGCGCCAUCGUCGACUGCACGCCGCUCGUAAGGAGCUUUCGCUCGACAUCAACAGCUCCAAGCUCACAAAGCGACAAAAGUCGGCGCUCGCUCGCGUCGAAGCCGCCUGCCUCCGUUGCUCGUCCAAGAAGCUCAAAUGCGACGCCCAGAAACCUUCGUGCUCGCGCUGUCUUCGCAAGCCAGACGCCAAUUGCGUCUAUCCCUCUUCCUCCGUCGAGCCAUCGCCUUCCUCGCCCCAGCUUCGCAAUCGGUCUGCCUCUGUCAUGGACGACUCCUGGAUGCCAGAUUCGUCUGCUGAACUCGACUUCUCUGUCGAUGCUUCUGCUUCGCCCGUACCGACAUCGACGCCCUAUCCCGCUCAAGCACAAGCUAUCGAUCCUGCCAGCUUCUCCGCCACUGGCUCGUCAAUCUCGACCGACCCGUUUCCAGGCUUAACGCCCUCACCGAAUCGCGCACUCUAUCUGGAUCAAAGCUCAUCGAUGUCAACCGAUGCCUUGCCCGCGCAUCAGCCAUUCUGUCCGAAUCAACGAGUGCACUUUGCCGCACCGGCAGCAGCAGCAGCUCCACCCAACUCCGCAUCGUCAGUUCAGGAUCCGUCCCGCCUCGCAGCGCAUGCCGAUGCCACAACACCGAGAUCUUUCCAUCAAGCUGCCUCAUCCUUGCAUAACCACCAAGCUUCGGACACCCACGUCAUCGGCGCGACACCUGGCCUGGUUGACAUGGUCCAAAACACAGCGACCAUCCUUCAGCCGCCCAUCAACGUCGAUGAUCGCACGCUCAACGAUCUGCUCGGCUGGCUUGACGGACCAAAGGCUCUCGACACCAUCGCCGCAGGCCAGAUUGACUGGAUAUUUGGUGACAGUCCCGAAGCACCUCAACUUCUCGACUGGUCUCAGAUGCAGGACUGGGCCAACUUUAACCUUGCUGCAGUCCCCGGCGACUCUGCUGGUUCUGAUGUUCAGCAUCCACCUUUUGCAACAACGGAACAACACCAGCCGCCUGCCUCUCUGCACCAACAUCGUGCAUCCAUCGAAGAGGCGAUCCCGCACCAGAGUCCGCUCUUUGUCCUCAGUUCCGCCGCCGAGAUGAUCGACCCUCCCUACCGCACCCCGCAAACUCGAUCGCAACACCUUGCUCACCCGCGCUCAUCCAUCAGCGAGCACCCAGCCGCUUCACCUCGCGUCACCGCAAAUUCUCCCCGCAACCAUGUCGACCAUGUCCAUGGUGGCGCCGGAACUGACUCGAAAGCCGUUGCCGGAAGACGAUCUCGCUGGAAUAGCCCCGAGCUCGCCGACGACGACACGGUCCCCAGCGACUCCGCCAAAUCAGAUCCGUACGACAGCAAGCGUGACGGCGAGGAUGCAGCUCAGAUCGAUGCGACAAGGGCCGGUGAGCUGCAUCCCAGUGCCGCACGCCAUCCGAAGUCGACAUUGGGGCGAAGAGCAGCCGCGAUCGAAGCCUGGCCCAACCGUUGGAACCCAGCCAUCAAAGUCAACUCGCUGCCCACCUUCUCCUUUGUGAAGGCUACCGAAGAGCAUCUCAUGUCCGAAGACAUGGCGCACGUCAAAUCUGUCGGCCACACAGCCAUGUUGCGCAUGGCCGAGCACCUUCGCAACGCAGCAAGCGACCCGCUCGAACAAGAACGCUUCGAUGCCGCCUUUGCCACGCUCGAUGCCGCCACCCUCAACAUCUACCUGCAGCUCUUCUUCCACCACUGCUAUUCCUACUUGCCUGCGAUCCAUCAGGUCACGUUUCAUCCUGAUCGCUGCGAUCCUCGCUUGCUAGCCGCGCUCUGCGCUGUUGGUGCCUUUUUCUCCGAAGUGCCAGGUAGCCGGAACGCCGCCAUCUACCUUGCCAGUCUCACGCAGAUGAGCGUCAGCCGUGCUACGCUCUCCAACAAUGCGCUUGCCCGCGUCACCUCGACCUUCCAGUCGAUCGCGUUGAUCUACAUGAUCUGGCGAAGUGUCGGCGUCCCGUCUCGUCAGGAGUAUGCGGAAGCAUUCCGUAGCACCUACUGCACCAUGAUUCGACGUUGCAGGCUGCUCGAGAACAUCUCGCCUCCCAGACUGCCUGCCGAGACCACCCUCGACGAACGCUGGACCGCUUGGGUCUCAUGGGAGUCGGGCCGCCGCACGGCUUGGUCAACUUUGGUCUCCGAGACAGAGCUCUCGAUGCAUUGGAAUUUGCCGGAGCCGUUUGCACCGGACGAGCUCACCGGUAAGCUUCCAUGCGACGAUCGUCUUUGGGAAGCGCCAACCGCCAUCGAGUGGGCACAGAUGGCCACCUCGCUCUCGUCUCUCCACAGAUCGCUACAGGGCGAUGCUGAUAUGCUGCCGCACAUAAUUGGGCAAGAUAGCAUCGCUGCCUUCACCUGGCCGGACAACUCAUACCAGCUGGACGUGGCACGUGUCUGCGACGUCAUUCAGCGUACCGCAAAGUCACAGUCGGUGAGCGAAGCAGAGAGGGAGUCGAUCGCGAGACUCUCUCCUUUCAGCCGCCUCUGCGUGGGAUCCGCCGUGAUGCUGUCGACCCAUCACACGAUGAAGAUGGUACGCUUGUGCUCGAUGCUGCUCGGCGACGAAGAGCAGGCUAGGGAGCGCAUGCGAAAAUACCUCGCUGCCGCCACCGAGGUCUUGAGCACCAAUCAAGCCAGGGACGCACGUGUCGAUCUCCUGCUGCACGCGAUCCAGCUGUUUGAGCUCAUCUCUCCCGAGACGCUUCAGGUACUGUCAUGCCGACGCGGUGUGCCACGCAUGCAUGCUGCUCGACGACAGCUUUCGAACGAGCUCAACGAGGUCAAGCCUUGGAAGACGGCGUCGAUUGUGUUUCACGCGGGCCAGAUGCUUCGUCUCGCCAAACAGAGCUUGCAGAGGGCGCCCGUCGAGUGCCUGCACAUCUUCUACGCUGCUAUUGCCUUGCAGGCCGUCUCUCUCCUGGUGCUGCAGCAGGAUGCGCAUGCCCCACCGGCACAGAUUGUCCGAAUCACGUUCAAUGGUCCGGCACGCUCUGCAGCUCCUCGCGCUCCUUCGUCUCGCGUAGCUCACGACGCCCCUAUGGGACAGCCUCGACUAUGGCGAGCAGACUCCACGGCCUCGGGUGCAUCUUCGACGUCACCCUCUUCUGUCGGUGGUGGAGCCGCUCACAGCACCGCUGGUACCAGCGUCACAGGCACCACGCCGACAGAUGCACGCUGGCCAGCAGGGUCUGGUGCCAGAACGACGUUUAUGCUCGAAUCGGUCGGCAACCUUGCCCAUCCCAUGGCACCCGAGAAAGUGCUGUCGCUGGCAUCAAAGUGGCUGAGAGCCAAUGACGGCGUCGGUGUUUGGCCCAUUGGUCAGUCGCUGGCAAAGAUCCUGGACUCGCUCGCUACGCUGACCCCGAAGUAG